Molecule: messenger RNA, 1747 nt
Organism: Gymnodraco acuticeps
Lineage: Eukaryota; Metazoa; Chordata; Actinopteri; Perciformes; Bathydraconidae
Gene: abhd14b
Product: abhydrolase domain containing 14B
Exons: 4
Coding region: 168-803 (211 amino acids)
Cellular component (GO): cytoplasm
Source: RefSeq, a predicted model, not a curated record
UUUGAAGUUAGUCAGAAAAAAAGCUAUUCUCUUUACAAACGCUAGACGUCAGAGUUUUUUUAUCCUGUGUUCCGGGAAAUAAAAUGAAACUCUUUGGUGAAGCUGACUUCAUGACUUGACUGUCUUGCUUUACUUUUAUCAUCGAUUCAUCACUACAGGCUGUCAGGAUGUCAGCUGUGAGGAUGACAGAGGGGAGUGUACAGGUGGAGAGCUGCAAAGCGCCGCUCUUCUACAGACAGAGUGAACCUGCCGCAGGGGAAGUGAGGAUGUCAGUUUUACUCCUUCACGGCAUCCGUUUCUCUUCAGAGAACUGGCUCAACAUCGGCACUCUGGAGACUCUGGCCAGAGCAGGCUGCCGCGCGAUCGCCAUCGACCUGCCAGGACUGGGCCGCUCUAAGUCAGCCGAGGCCCCGGCAGCGGUUGGAGAAUUGGCCCCUGCAGGGUUCCUGAGAGAGGUGUGUGAGCAGCUGAGCCUCAGCCCGGCGGUGGUGAUCAGCCCUUCGCUCAGCGGGAUGUACUCCCUGCCUUUCCUCAUACAGCACCAGGCUCUGAUCCGAGCCUACGUCCCCGUGGCUCCCAUCUGCACCGACAAAUUCACAGCAGAGCAGUACCAGAGUGUAAAGGUCCCAUCACUGAUCGUUUACGGGGACCAGGAUGCUCAGCUUGGAGAAGUGUCUCUAAGCAACCUGAGGAACCUAGCCAAUCACAGCGUGGUGGUGAUGAAAGAGGCGGGUCAUCCCUGUUACUUGGACGACCCGGACACUUGGCACAAAGCUCUCACCGACUUCCUGAAGACGCUGUGAACCCCUUGCUGUGCUUCAUUGGAGAGAAGCUCAACAAUCACACAUUAACUUAGGAGCCACACAAAUAUUCCUCGAUAUGAAUUAAUCAGAAAUGUAGGCCACAGACGUCUUGCACAACCUGAUUUAGAGUUUUUAAAUAGUGCCAAGAAUGAAAUAUGCUUAUUCACUUUUUAGCCCAGAGUUAAAGGUAGGUAAGUUUGAGAAACCGGCUCGAGAUACACUUUUUGUUAUAUUCCUUGGAAUGCUCUUAACAUCCCGAUAGCAAUGAAUAUCUUUAAGUGCUUUGACAAAAAAUCCAUUAAAAAAAUUCAUCUGUGGAAGCCGUAAUACUGUAAAAAGCACGACCAAUCAUUAUUUUAGCCGGCCCGGCUAAAAUAACUGGAUGGCCUACCUGCCUGUCAGCCUUCCAUUUGUGCACAAACUGAACUCAUGCCCUCAGAGUGGCGAAGUCACGCCCAUCUACUUCCGCCCCAUGGGACCUUAUUUCUGAAAAAGUAUGUAUUGAAGUCAAUGGAGAGAGAAAACGUAUCUUUCGAUCCCGUUUGAAUUGUGCCAUGAAUUACACAUAUGAUGUUUGUCAAUCUUAAAAAAUAAUUUCCAUGUCAAAAAAGUCAGUUUGUCUUAAAACUGUUGAAAUAUAAGACUAUGAAAAAUACGCAACUAGAAAGACUACAAAUCCCAGACUCGCGUACAUUAACGUUACACAUUACACUCAUGUUACUCACCAAAACCUUGUUAAGCCGGUCCCGCAUGCUGGCUCUUACGGAACCGACUAACUCCCCAUUUGUGUAUGUACAGUUCUCAACAUGGCCAGACUUGUAGUGAUUUUCACCUAUUUUAAUACUUUUCACUUCAUUCUGAAAGAAAGAGGUGAAAUGUGCCAACGUGACGGCCAUCUUGGUGUUGGUGACGUAUGCAAGACCACAGUUGUAGUUCAUUGAGCG